AUGGCUGGUGUGAUACGAGUUACUGGCCGGCUCAGACUUUCGGAUGAAGGAUACGAUUUUAAGCACCCAAUACUGCUACCUGGAUUUCAUUACUUUACUCGUUUACUGUUGAUGUCAAUCCAUUUGAAAACCUUACAUGGGGGAGUUUCGCUCACACUUGCAGUCAAUCGUAAUGAAUUUUGGCCUACUAAUGGUAGGCGAGCAGUGCGUAACACGAUUCAUAAAUGCUAUCGCUGCAUUCGUGCGAAUCCUCAACCGAUUAAACAACCUAUAGGGCAAUUGCCACAUGCCCGUCUCAGUCCUAGUCGCCCAUUUUCCAUCACUGGAAUCGAUUAUUGCGGACCAGUUUUUGUUAAAACUCCGGGUCGGAAAGCAUCCCCGAUUAAAGCUUAUAUAGCAAUAUUCGUGUGUUAUAGCACUAAGGCUGUGCAUAUCGAGUUAGUGGGCGAUUUAAGCACAGCAUCCUUCAUGUCCGCACUUAGACGCUUUAUUGCCAGACGUGGCUGCCCGCAACAGAUUUUUUCGGACAAUGGUACAAAUUUCGCCGGUGCCAAAAAUGAACUGCAUGGCCUGUAUCAAAUGCUCACGAAGCGUACCGAAAAUAACCGUAUCGCUAAUAGUCUCGCAACGGAGGGGAUCACUUGGCAUACUAUACCACCACGUGUGCCAAACUUUGGCGGCCUAUGGGAGGCUGCUGUGAAGGUGGCGAUAACGCAUCUCCGUCGUCAACUAGGAAAUACAACACUGUACUACGAGGAUUUGGUGACGAUAUUAACCCAAAUUGAGGGCUGUAUGAACUCUCGGCCACUAGCCCCUUUGUCUGAAGAUCCCAAUGACAUGGAAGUCAUUACACCGAGUCACUUUCUUUUCGGUUCAUCUUUGCAAGCUAUACCCGAUUUAGAUUGGAAAAAUGUGCCGAUCAAUAGACUAAACCGCUUUCAAUUCGUGCAACAAAAAGUGCAACAAUAUACCUGA
Molecule: messenger RNA, 975 nt
Organism: Wyeomyia smithii (pitcher-plant mosquito)
Lineage: Eukaryota; Metazoa; Arthropoda; Insecta; Diptera; Culicidae
Exons: 1
Coding region: 1-975 (324 amino acids)
Biological process (GO): DNA integration
Molecular function (GO): nucleic acid binding
Source: RefSeq, a predicted model, not a curated record